Molecule: messenger RNA, 4498 nt
Organism: Stylophora pistillata
Lineage: Eukaryota; Metazoa; Cnidaria; Anthozoa; Scleractinia; Pocilloporidae
Product: heat shock 70 kDa protein 12A
Source: RefSeq, a predicted model, not a curated record
GAUACCUUCUUAAAAUAGGAAAGAAUGCAGCUAAUUUCAAAAGCUUUGUUUGUCAUAAGCCUCUCGUCCAUAAGGUACUUCUAGUCCUCUGAUCUGAUUCAAAGAAUCCUUUCUUGAAAGAGUAUCUACUUUGUGGUCUCAGCAUGUUUCGAUUUAAAGAUUAGGGAUUUUGAUACCUCGUAUUAUACGGCUUUUGAAGUAAUCUAAAUUUCGAUUAAUCAACCAUGGCAGCACUAGACGAUCAAAGAGAUGUCAUUAUUGCGAUCGACUUCGGCACUACCUACAGCGGAUUUGGAUACGUUUUCGUCAAAGCAUCCCAAGAUCGUAUCUAUGUGUUUCAGAAGUGGGGAAGAGGACAGGGAAUAAGUUACAGCAAGACGCCAACAGCUCUUCUCCUGAACGAGGAAGGUGAAUUUCUCAAAUUUGGACAUGCAGCGGUGGAAAUGUAUAGGAAACAAGCGAUGUCCCAGACGGAUUGUAAAAAGCUAAUGUAUUUCGAAAAGUUUAAACUGUUGCUUCAUUCAGAGCAGGAUCUAAAUGAGAGAACAGAGGUAGAAGCCAGUAAUCGAAAAAAGUGGCCUGCUAUGGAUGUAUUCGUAAAAUGCCUUGAAUACUUGAAGAAAACUGCAACAAAUGCCAUCAACGAACGUCAUCUGCGUUCGGCAAAGGACAAUCCAAACGCGGAACCUAAAUACAAGCCCGAACAGAUUCAGUGGAUAAUAACGAUUCCAGCAAUAUGGCGCAUCUCCGCUAAAGAAUUCAUGAGAAAAGCUGCAUAUAAGGCUGGAAUUGCAAGCCCCGCGGAUCCUGACCAACUCAUUCUUGCCCUUGAACCUGAGGCCGCAUCUUAUUACUGCAGAAAGUUGCCCUUCGAAAUGUUUAAGGGAGAGUAUGGAAAAGAGGUGGUGAAGGACACGUUGGACGAAGAAGGAAUUCCGUACAUGGUUGUGGAUAAUGGAGGUGGAACUUUGGACAUCACUGUACAUGAAGUUAAUGCUGUUGACGGGCAUAUUCUAGAAAAACACUGUCCCGCUGGAGGUCUUUACGGUGGCAUUCACGUUGACGAAGAAUUUGAAAAAAUGAUGGGUCAGGCAUUCGGAGAAGACGUUAUCAAUAAUUUCAUAAAACAAUUCCCGAGCGACUGGCAAACCUUAAUGAACCGCUUUGAAGUGCAAAAGAGGGCGGAAGAAGAGGUUGACAAUGACGAAAUUAGUAUCCCUCUACCUUUAAACUUUAUUAACACUUGCAAUCAUUAUAUCGGAAAAGACGAAGCCAUCAAUGAGAGGAUUCGGGUGUUUUAUUCAAGAGAAGUGAGCGUAAGCAGCGACUAUUUGAAUAUAACCAUGAAUACGCUGGGCGACCUGCAUCGUCCAAUUGUGACCAAGAUUGCCGAUCGCAUACAGAGUUUGCUUUCUGAGGAUAGUCUUCAAGAUGUUAAAACUAUGUUUUUCGUCGGUGGCUUUUCUGAAGCUCAGUUUUUGCGAAGAGAAAUUUCUCGCCGCUUUCCUGACAAACGCAUUCUCAUACCACACGAUCCCCAACUCGCCAUAAUUCAUGGCGCCGUAGAGUUUGCUCGAGAACCGAGUCUACUUAGAGCAAGGGUAAUGGGCAAAACUUACGGUGUUGGUACCUGUUGCACGUUUGAUCCUAGGAUACACCCAAAAGAGAAAAAGUUAGUUCGGCCAUGGAAGGAGUACUGUUGUGACAUUUUCGAAACCUUAGUGAAGAAAGGCGAAAGAAUAGAUCUAGAAGAGACAAGAGCCCACUCAUUUUUGCCCAUUGAUCCUGACUGUACCGAGAUUUCUUUCCGGUUUUACAGCACAAAUCAAGACGACGCUCAGUUUGUCACCGACCGCGAAGUUGUAAGCGAAAACGUCACUGUUCUAAUUCCCAGUCCAGAUACCACCAAGGGUUUAAACCGAAGAUUAAGGCUGGAAGUAAAAUUUGGUGGCACGGAAAUUAAAGUUCAGGUCACCGAUGUUGAGUCGGGUAAUGUCAGAAAGGCUUCUCUUCAGCUCGUUGCCACUUCGGUUCUUCAUUCCCGUUUUCAUUAACAGAGUGAGUCAGAAACAUAUAAACUCUAAAGUGAACUCUUUUUCAGGGCUACAGUCAACUCUCUCUAAGACGGACACCAUCGGGACCGACCUCAGCUGUCCGUCUUAGAGCGGUGUCCGGCUUAUAGAGAGUCGACAUAACAUGACCCCAGGAAAGAAAGCACGAAAAUGACUGUUUUAGAUUACAAUACCAUUCGGUUGUCAUCUCCAAGUCAUUUUUUCAAUGAGACAAUGACUGAAUUAAUUUUAACUUGUACUGUUUGUAUUCCGCCGACAAGAUAAGAGCUGGCAAUUAAACGUCUGGUGUUAAAAGGAGUCACGGGUACUUGGUACUUUAAGAAGUUUUCUUCCCUACAUCGUAAUUUGCGGUCACAUUCAGCACCUUACAAGUGUCCGUUGAAGAUUUCAAAGCGUCCGUUGUCCGUCUUAUAGAGGUGUCCGUCUUACAGAGAUUUGAUUGUAGUAAAAUAACUAAGAAACGGCCGGGACCCACACCAGCUGUCCGUAUUAUAGAGGUGUCCGUUAAGAGAGAGUUGACUGUUUUGAAGUUCGAUUAAAACUAAUUUCAAAAUUUGUUUGGUUACUUCCUAUGGCGAAACGAGCCAUAGAAGGACACAAACGGCAUUCCGGUUACUAGACUUUGUCAGUCAGACUUGACUUCUAUGUAAUAUUCGGAAACGUUUAACCUUUUAUAGCGAAGUCGAUACUGAUUUCGGUCAUUCACAGUGCUUCAACUAUAAUGUAAAUAUUUCUUUUAGAGACAAUGGUACCUCUAAGGAGUAAGUGAUUUAUAUUAGUAUUAUCACAGAUUGUUAAUUUGGCCCUCCACCGGUAAAGGUCCGGGACGUCUGACCGCUGUUCGUUCACCGUGCAUUUUUGAAGCAAGUCAUGGACGAUCAUGUACAGCAAACGCAAUUCUUUUCGGUGCUGUCCUCACCCUUACUCUUGCAUCAGUUGAGCUGAACAUAGUUAAAAAUGUCUAGCAAAGGCUGAGUUAGAUUCAAUCAUCACUGCAUGAACUUACAUCUUGUAAUAGGGUAAUUUUCCUCCGACGAAGGGCUAACGCUCGAAACGUCAGCUUUUGUGAUCGUUACGGUGGCCAAUUUACCAUUUCAACUUUGUUGAUAUAUCCAAAUAAUUUUCCUUUAAUUUGGUUUAAGUAAGGUCGGGAAAAGUGCUUCUAAGAACGGUAGUGCAUUGUUUUAUAAAAAGUAAUCGUUUUGGUGAACUUGAUUUACACCUCAAUACUAGGUAAAACAACUUGUACAAAUAGAUAAAUAGGGUAUCUUUAUAGAUGAAUUAGAUGUGUACUUGAGUCCUAGUGGUUAGUUUGAAUCAUAUUCAUUAAGAAAAAUGUUUGAUACUAUUAAACAAGAACUCGAAUGUCCUCCAUAUUUGUGUCAAAUGUGAAACAAUAUCUGGACCAUAUACUUUCCACGGUUUGGCAAAUUCAUACCUGUUUGAAAACAAAAAUUGCUUGACAGACGGAUUUCAAUUCGAGAUACCUUGGGUUUCACAGAAGUACAAAGGACAAAUGUGGCCAAUUUUUUUUCUGAACCUGGACAAGCUGGCGGCUCACAGUACCGUUUUCCCGCGCUAAACACCGCUUACCAAUUUUGUUUCCUUGCGCUUUUUGUCGGUUGCUUUGGCUCCAACUGAAUCAUGGGACGAUGGAUUUAAUUGAGCACUGGCUUAAAAAAUUUUCAUCCAAGGGAUAUAAUAGUCUCCGGCUAAUUCAACACAGCUUGAACGAAGGAUAAGCGAGUUGAAAACAAAUCUCUUUUACUUGACAUACUUAGAUAAUACUUAGUUACGCACUUUAAAAUUUAAUGUUGACAGUUGUAAUUUAAAAAGUACAGCCUAUAGAUAGAAUUUCUUCAACAUAAUUACAUCGGAAGAAAAUAUGUCUGAUGGUAUGAUACAAGAUACAAACACAAAUAUUUACCACUUAACAACCAAGGUAAUGUUUGGGCACCAAAAGAUUUUCCUUUUAUAGAGGUCCAAACGUCUUCUUCUGGAGUGUGGCAUGGAAAACGAGGGACGUGGGAGAAAUUGUCCACUUUCGCGCGAGGGGGCCACGACUGAAGACUGGUAACGGUUAUGGGGAAGUUUGGAGCGAUAAAAGUGGUAUGCCAACAAAUAAAAAAAUUUUCAUCAUCAAAAUUAAUAAAUAUGCGUUCUUAUGACAUAAAAAUGGCAGAAGAAAUUCCCAUUUUUAAAAUUGAGACAGGAAAAGUUGUCGGUCAUUACAAUGUCACACGAUAUCGAUAUGUUACCGACUCCUUUCCGAACGCUCUUGCUAUUUUCCUAUUGGACAAAACAGCCAAACUCUUCGAGUAUUUGUCCCCGGACGGAGCCAGCACUCAAAAGUAUAAAUAAGUAUCAUCCCUUGAAAAUUAAGUUUUAAAAAAUCGAAUUUUCUCGAAAAAAAAAAAACAAAAAAA